Colletotrichum abscissum is the source of this 315-nucleotide messenger RNA. RefSeq lists its product as uncharacterized. Lineage: Eukaryota; Fungi; Ascomycota; Sordariomycetes; Glomerellales; Glomerellaceae. The transcript has a single exon. Bases 1 to 315 code for a protein of 104 amino acids. The record is from RefSeq and is a predicted model, not a curated record.
AUGACGGUGAACAGCAUCAGGUGCCGCCCUUUGCUGCUCGACCUUGCCCGGACUAGCCGCUCAAUCGCCCAAGGAACAAGCCAUGGCUGUUUGUGCUUGCUUUUCUCUCGACUACGUUCGCAUGUCUUGUCUCGAAGCUGGCUUACUCUAAUAAGCAGGCACUGCAGAGUACAGACCUAUUUCGCGGCGUACAACGGAUCAAGGAUCAUCCCGAGUUCCCUCUAUACGCAAGCUUUCAGGCAGGGGAAUGCGACGAAGCUCAGUGGCCAGGGGACUGGAACCAAUCCAAGUUGCCAAUUAAAAGGCAAUUGCUGA